UGUGAGCCUCUGUUCAUUCAACAGACUAUAUAUUUUAAUCACCAAUAAUUGUCCUAAAAUUUCAGAUUAUAAUGCCCCAAAAGAUCAACUUUUAAUCAGUUAUUGGUUACAAUUUGAGGGGCCCUGUGUCCAGAUUAAAUGCAGUGUGACUUAAUCCUAUGGAUCCUGCAGUUUGCUAAGCAGCAGCUUCUCCUGGCAUGAGCCGCCACAAAUCUGCUCAUCGGACAGAUUGAGACCGUGCUUUGUGCCCUGCAGCUGUAUUAAGAAGAAGGAGAACACAGAAAGCUUGCUUCCCCAGAGAUAAAAGGAAGACUUAUGAGGCAUGGAAUCUUCCAUCAGGUUUGGAAGAAAGUAGAGUGAAUGCGGAGAUGCCAGACUGCCACUAAGACCCAUGGACAAUUCUGCACUCACAUUUCUCUAUCGAACUUUAAGAUUUGUGAGUAAUAUGUUGCCUUUGCAAGAUGAAAAGAAACUAAUGCCAAGCAGGCAUAUUCUUCAAUAUUUGGAAUAGACGUGCUUUCAAGACCAUGGCUUCAAAGGUCUCCUGUUUAUAUGUUUUGACAGUUGUGUGCUGGGCCAGCGCACUCUGGUACUUGAGUGUAACGCGUCCUACAUCCUCCUACACUGGCUCCAAGCCAUUCAGCCACCUAACAGUUGCCAGGAAAAACUUUACCUUUGGCAACAUAAGAACUCGACCUAUAAACCCACAUUCUUUUGAAUUUCUUAUAAAUGAACCCAACAAAUGUGAGAAAAAUAUUCCUUUUCUUGUUAUCCUCAUCAGCACCACCCACAAAGAGUUCGAUGCCCGCCAGGCAAUCCGAGAGACAUGGGGGGAUGAGAACAACUUUAAAGGGAUCAAGAUAGCCACUCUCUUCCUCCUGGGCAAGAAUGCUGAUCCUGUUCUGAAUCAGAUGGUGGAGCAAGAGAGCCAAAUCUUCCAUGACAUUAUCGUGGAGGACUUCAUUGACUCCUACCAUAACCUUACCCUCAAAACAUUAAUGGGGAUGAGAUGGGUGGCCACUUUUUGUUCAAAAGCCAAAUAUGUCAUGAAAACAGACAGUGACAUUUUUGUAAACAUGGACAACCUUAUUUAUAAACUACUAAAACCCUCCACCAAGCCAAGAAGAAGGUAUUUUACUGGCUACGUCAUCAACGGAGGGCCAAUCCGGGACGUCCGCAGUAAGUGGUAUAUGCCCAGGGAUUUGUACCCUGACAGUAAUUACCCACCAUUCUGUUCGGGGACUGGCUAUAUCUUUUCAGCCGACGUGGCGGAACUCAUUUACAAGACCUCACUCCACACAAGGCUGCUUCACCUUGAAGAUGUAUAUGUGGGACUAUGUCUUCGAAAACUGGGCAUACAUCCUUUCCAGAACAGUGGCUUCAAUCACUGGAAAAUGGCCUACAGUUUGUGUAGGUAUCGCCGAGUUAUCACCGUGCAUCAGAUCUCUCCAGAAGAAAUGCACAGAAUCUGGAAUGACAUGUCAAGCAAGAAACAUCUCAGAUGUUAGCAUUUUUACCAAUGUAAAUAUGUUUCUUUCCUUUUUUAAGAAAUGGGGCCGCGGGUGUUGGCAUUUUACAGGCAUCACCAAUGGAUAUGAACUGGUGAAGGGGUUUUGUAAAAAGUUUUUUUCUUCCCACUCCUAGUUCCUUUCUUGGAUUACCAAUUUGCAAAUGUUAGGCUCUGGUCAUAGAAACAAUACCUGAGUUAGAAGGGUCAGAUUUCGUUCUCAGGUCCUAAGGAAUUGCAUUUAUCCCAAAAAGCAACUUCCUAACAACUGCUAGGAUUUCCAUACUGUGCAUCUGAGAGAAAAAUCUGGUUCUGGGAAACUGAAACUCACGGUAAUGUCUUCACAUCGUCUCUGCAAAAAUAAAUAAAUAAGUAAAUAACUCUUUUUCAAAAACAAUUCAGAAAUAAUGCACAGUCAGGAAAACACACUGGAUGUGAUUAUUAAUAUUGUGUGUGCCGUUACAUUGAAUUUUUGCAUAUAUUGCCAUGUAAUGUGUACAGUAUUUGCGGUUCCACCAAGAAAUGAACUUAGUCCUGGCAGGGAGGCUGCAGUUAAAUAAAUGGAAAUUUAAACUUGAGAAUCAAAUAUUCUGUAUGUUUGGAAGAUAACUCUGCUUGCUCAUCCAAGAAUUAAACCUGGUCAGCGGGUGGAAUGUAUAUAAAAUGCUACUUAACAAAAUAAACAAGAUAAUUUUUUUUUUCUAUUUUGCUCUUUCAGAACAAACAUUACUUGGUGCCUCCAAGGAGACUUUGCCAAAUGUAAUCUCACCUGCUUCCCUCCGUGCCAUGUCGCUAAGCGCAUUUUACAUUUUCUGGCUCAG
Molecule: messenger RNA, 2328 nt
Organism: Ceratotherium simum simum (southern white rhinoceros)
Lineage: Eukaryota; Metazoa; Chordata; Mammalia; Perissodactyla; Rhinocerotidae
Source: RefSeq, a predicted model, not a curated record